This is a messenger RNA of Neltuma alba, 2690 nucleotides long. RefSeq names its product endoglucanase 6. Gene Ontology annotation, molecular function: carbohydrate binding; hydrolase activity, hydrolyzing O-glycosyl compounds. The coding region runs from base 253 to 2133 and encodes 626 amino acids. The transcript has 8 exons. NCBI's taxonomy places the organism in Eukaryota, Viridiplantae, Streptophyta, Magnoliopsida, Fabales, Fabaceae. Gene Ontology annotation, biological process: carbohydrate metabolic process. The record is from RefSeq and is a predicted model, not a curated record.
GCGCCUCGAUCCCCCUAGUUUCUCAGUACCUGUACUCUCUCUCUCUCUCUCUCUCUCUCUCUCGCUUGCUCUCCCCAGAUCCCUAACCUUACCCGCAUUGCCCUUUUCUCUCUUCUUUUCCCUGAAUUAGUGGGGAGGGCAAUGAGCUUCUGCUUCCUGCUCUGAAUUUUGCUGCACAGGAAACCCAGUUCCUCCUUUCUCUGUUUUACUCGCCCAUCAAAAACAUUCUGCUGUGUUUCAUCUUCAAUCAUCAUGAUCCAUCUUGCAAAAUUCGUUUCUCUGUCUCCUUUUCUUCUGCUUCUAUGCUUACCACUGGUUCUUGCCGCUCAUGACUACGGCCAGGCUCUGAGCAAGAGCAUUCUCUUCUAUGAAGCACAAAGAUCUGGUAUUCUCCCUCACAACCAGAGAGUCUCAUGGAGGGGUCAUUCUGGUUUGCACGACGGCAAGACAAGCGGGGUAGAUCUAGUUGGCGGGUACUAUGAUGCAGGGGACAAUGUGAAGUUUGGUUUGCCCAUGGCAUUCACCGUUACAAUGAUGUCGUGGAGCGUCAUAGAGUAUGGCAAGCAAAUGGCUGCAAACGGCGAGCUUGGCCAUGCCAUGGAAGCCAUCAAGUGGGGCACUGACUACUUCAUCAAAGCCCACCCAGAACCCAAUGUUCUCUACGGAGAGGUGGGAGAUGGUAACAGUGACCAUUACUGCUGGCAAAGGCCCGAGGACAUGACAACCGACCGAAGGGCCUACAAGAUUGACUCCAGCAAUCCCGGGUCGGAUCUCGCGGGAGAAACAGCCGCCGCAAUGGCCGCUGCAUCCAUUGUCUUCCGACGCUCGAAUCCGGCUUACGCCGCCGAGCUGCUCCACCAUGCUUAUCAGCUAUUUGACUUUGCAGACAAAUACAGAGGCAAGUACGACGGCAGCAUCACUGUUGCCAGAAAGUAUUACCAAUCCAUCAGUGGCUACAACGACGAAUUACUGUGGGCUGCUGCAUGGUUGUAUCAAGCAAGUAACAACAAAUAUUACUUAGACUACCUCGGAAGAAAUGGUGAUUCCAUGGGUGGAACUGGCUGGUCCAUGAAUGAAUUUGGAUGGGACGUCAAGUACGCCGGUGUUCAGACUCUGGUAGCCAAGUUCUUAAUGCAAGGCAGAGCUGGUCAUAAUGCAGCAGUGUUUGAGAAAUACCAAGAGAAAGCAGAGAACUUCAUGUGUUCAUGCCUUGGGAAGGGAACUCGCAACAUGCAGAAGACACCUGGUGGACUAAUUUUCCGUCAAAGAUGGAACAACAUGCAGUUUGUGACAAGUGCCUCCUUCUUAGCCACCGUCUACUCCGACUACCUCUCCUCUUCCCGCCGAUACCUGAGAUGUCCUUCCGGCAAUGUCCCUCCUGCUCAGCUUCUGUCCCUUGCUAAGUCUCAAGUGGACUACAUUCUUGGAGACAACCCUAGAGGCACCAGCUAUAUGGUGGGUUAUGGAACCACCUUCCCUCAAAGGGUUCACCACAGGGCCUCCUCCAUUGUCUCCAUCAAGGUUAAUCCUACAUUUGUCACAUGCCGUGGAGGUUAUGCUACUUGGUUUAGCAAGAAAUCAAGCGACCCCAAUCUACUUACAGGUGCAGUUGUUGGCGGACCAGAUGCCUAUGAUAACUUUGCUGAUGAAAGAGAUAACUAUGAGCAAACUGAGCCUGCAACCUACAAUAACGCUCCUCUCAUUGGUAUCCUUGCUCGACUGAGUGCUGGCCAUGGUGCCUAUGAUCAGCUCCUUCCAGUUGCUGUUCCCGCCCCUAAACCUGUCAUCACCAAGCCACAACCAGCUCCCAAACCCAAGGUUACUCCGGCUCCAGCUUCAUCUUCUAGUCCAAUUUCGAUCCAGCAGAGGAUGACGACUUCCUGGGUUGCCGGUGGAAGAACUUACUACAGGUACUCAACUGUGGUGACUAACACAUCUCCCAAGACUCUCAAGUCUCUCAACCUUUCGAUAUCUAAGCUUUAUGGUCCAAUCUGGGGCCUCACAAAGGCAGGCGAUUCCUAUACUUUCCCAUCAUGGCUCAACUCUCUGUCAGCUGGUAAGAGCCUGGAGUUCGUGUACAUUCAUUCUGCUUCUCCAGCGGAUGUCUCUGUUGCCAAAUAUUUGCUGGCCUGAAAAACACCAACUUCAUCAAAGUGAGGUUGGUUUGGUUUCUGUGGUGUUGUGUAAGAAUUGUGCAGCCGGUACGAAAAGUGCAGUGGGGAGAAGCUCUUUUCGUUUUCUUUUUCCUUUUUGAGCCAAGUUUACUUCUUCACUUGUUUCUGUUGCCUUCUACUAGGAACUUAGAACAUAUCAUCUUUAGGCCAAAUAAGAUGUAAGGUCUGGAGAAGAAAGGAGUGAAGAGACAACAAGACAAGUGCUCAUCCUCUUUCUCCUCCAUCUCACAGCUUAUAUAUAGAGUGAGCGAUACAAGAAAGAGACAGCCACAAGAGAGUGUUGAGAAGUGAAGUGAAGAAAAGAACUUCUCAAUAUUUCAAGGCGCCAUUACUUGUAUUUCCAAACAGCUUUGUACGUCCUUUUGUGUUGUGAUGUUGUAAGCUUUGCAACAUUCUUCUACUUUUUAUGGAAAUAGUUUGUGCAAUAGGUUUGUACCUUUAUGCUUCGUUUGCAUACUUGCUUACAAUAGAAAUUUGUGUUAUGCUCCAAGUUUGUUCAAAGGAUUUAUUCGCAAA